Messenger RNA from Tyto alba (common barn owl), 1266 nucleotides. Its product is annotated as rab-like protein 2A. The transcript has 8 exons. The record is from RefSeq and is a predicted model, not a curated record. Lineage: Eukaryota; Metazoa; Chordata; Aves; Strigiformes; Tytonidae. Bases 47 to 718 code for a protein of 223 amino acids. Gene Ontology annotation, cellular component: endosome; Golgi apparatus. Gene Ontology annotation, molecular function: GTP binding; GTPase activity.
CGGGGCCCGCCGUGUCGCGUAGCAGCGGGGACGCGGAGGCGGUGCCAUGGCGGAUGCGGCGGCGGAGGAGCAGGCCCGGGACUGGGAUGAGGCCGCGGCCGGCGCUGAGGAGACCGUGAAGAUCAUCUGCCUGGGCGACAGCGCCGUGGGCAAGUCCAAGCUACUGGAGAGGUUCCUGCUCGACGGCUUCCGCCCCCAGCAGCUCUCCACCUUCGCCCUGACGCUCUACAAGCACCGUGCUCAGGUGGAUGGGCAGGCGGUCCUCGUGGACUUCUGGGACACAGCUGGACAGGAGAGGUUCCAGAGCAUGCAUGCAUCCUAUUACCACAAGGCUCAUGCUUGUAUCAUGGUGUUUGAUGUGCAGCGGAAAGUCACCUACAAGAACUUGAACAGCUGGUACAAGGAGCUGAGAGAAUUCCGCCCAGAGAUUCCUUGCAUUGUGGUGGCCAACAAAAUUGAUGCGGAUAUGAAGGUGACCCAGAAAAGCUUCAACUUUGCCCGGAAGUUCAGUUUGCCCUUUUACUUUGUGUCUGCUGCAGAUGGCACCAAUGUAGUGAAGAAACCCAGUGCCCCUUUGAGUGAAAAGCAUUCUCCUUCUCAUCAGCUCUUCAAUGAUGCUAUCAAACUGGCGGUUACUUACAAACAGAAUUCAGGAGAUUUCAUGGAUGAGGUCAUGCGAGAACUGGAGGUUGGAAGGGGUGAGGUGGUGACCCUCUGAAGAGCCCAGAUCUGAAAGAACCUUAGACCAAAUCUGAAAGAACCACAGCAGAGUGUAGCUGUUGUUCUCAUGCUUCUCAGCAGUUCCUUGUCCUGCUCCUUUCCAGAGUUUUGACCUGCAGAAGAAGAGUGAGAAUUUGUCGGAUAAAGAGAGCUGCCCUGAAGAGAAGCCCCCAUCUGCCUAAGCCCGGGACCCUGAGUCUGUUUCUCCCUUUGCUCUACAUUUCUGGGGCUAGUUAGAGCUGGCCUUCAGAGAAGAAAACGAUUUUUCUCGUGCCCUGAGAGCUCUGGUGAUGGGCAGCUGGGCCUCUCCCCUUCUUGUGGGACACUAUCUGGGCAUGACCUUCCUUGACUUGACCCUAACAACUGCACAUCACAGUCAAGGGAAGGGUGAGAGCAUCCACAUGGUUGCCAGUUACUGUAUGCUGCUUCAAGGCGAAGCUUGCCAGGAGAGCUAAGCUACUCUUGGACUUUCAGGGAAGGGUCCUGCCCAGAUGCUUUGAUGGAAUGUACUGGAGAAAACAAAUACUAAACAAUUUUUUUUAUACA